Molecule: messenger RNA, 591 nt
Organism: Anopheles nili
Lineage: Eukaryota; Metazoa; Arthropoda; Insecta; Diptera; Culicidae
Product: apolipoprotein D-like
Exons: 5
Coding region: 1-591 (196 amino acids)
Molecular function (GO): pigment binding
Source: RefSeq, a predicted model, not a curated record
AUGUGGAACCAAUUGGUGUGUUGCGCUCUGCUGGUGGUCCUGGUUCAGGGUACAAUCUUCGAGCGGCCAUGUCGCAGUCUUGACGCCGUGCAGGACUUUCAGGUUGAAAAGUACCUCGGGCUGUGGUACGACCUCGAGCAUUACGAGGCCAGCUUCGAGCAGAACACGGAUUGCGUCACGGCCGAGUACAGCCGGUACACGGAUGGUUCGAUUCGCGUCUUCAACUCGGCCGUCCGGCUGACGGAUGGGCUGCUGUACGCGGUGGAUGGACUCGCGCUGCUCAGCUACCCGGAGGCCAACCCGCUCGAGGCCAAGCUAAACGUAUCGUUCUACGGUGCACCGAAUGACGAAUCGAAUUACUGGGUGCUGGAUACGGACUACGAGAGCUAUUCGAUUGUCUGGAGCUGUGAACCGAUCGGACAGGACCGGUCGUUGGAGUACUACUGGCUUCUUUCGCGUACGCCAGCCCUGCCGGAUGACGAGCAGCUGCGGGACAAGAUUGCUAUGGUGAAGCAGCAGAGGGGAAUCGUCGACGACGAGCUCAUCAUCACGGAGCACUUCGCGAAGGAGUGUGACAAAACCCGUAAGUAG